AUGGCUGGGAGGAAGAAGGUGAAACUAGCCUACAUCAUCAACGACGCGUGUCGAAAAGCAUCAUACAAUAAAAGGAAGAAGGGCUUCGUGAAGAAGAUGAAGGAAAUUAGUAUUCUUUGUGAUGUUCCAGUAUGUGGUAUUCUGUACAGUCAAUAUGAGUCUCGACCUAUUGUUUGGCCCAAUCCUUUAGAAGUGCAACGCCUCAUCACGCAGUUCAGGAACAUGCCUGAGGACGAGCGGAAUAAGAAAAUGGUGAACCAUGAGAUGUUUCUGAAGCAGAGGAUCGAAAAGGAGCAAGAGAAGCUGAACAAGCUGAAGAAAGAGAACCGAGAGAAGCAAAUCCGGAUGCUCAUGAACCAGUGCCUCGCUGGGAGACCCCUUACUGGCUUGAACUUAGACGGUUUGAAUGAUAUGGACUGUAUGAUCAAGGGGAGCUUGACAGAGAUUGUCACACAGAUCAAGAGCCGGAAGGAGAAGGAACUGGCGGAGAUGAACCAACCCCAAGUCGCACCACCACAAGUGCUUGCAGCCACAACUGAUCAGAACAUGCAUGCAGCAAUGGAAACGCAGGUGUUUGAUCAAAGCAACAUAUACACAAAGCAGACGGUUCCAUGGUUCCUUGGGGACGUGCCAAACCAACAAUUCGGUUUUGUUGAUGAUCAGAUCCCACCCCUUUGA
Molecule: messenger RNA, 678 nt
Organism: Malus domestica (apple)
Lineage: Eukaryota; Viridiplantae; Streptophyta; Magnoliopsida; Rosales; Rosaceae
Product: agamous-like MADS-box protein AGL80
Biological process (GO): positive regulation of transcription by RNA polymerase II
Molecular function (GO): protein dimerization activity; RNA polymerase II cis-regulatory region sequence-specific DNA binding; DNA-binding transcription factor activity, RNA polymerase II-specific
Source: RefSeq, a predicted model, not a curated record